AUGGCUUUCAGUAAAGGAUACCGUGUCUAUCACAAGCUGGAUCCACUUCCAUUCAGUGUGAUAGUGGAAACCAGAAACAGAGAAGAAUGUCUCAUGUUUGAAUCCGGAGCUGUGGCUGUCCUCUCUUCUGCAGAAAAAGACACAAUCAAGAAUACCUACUCCAAAGUAAUGGAUGCAUAUGGGCUCUUGGGUGUAUUAAGAUUAAACCUUGGAGACACGUUGUUACAUUAUCUGGUUCUAGUAACAGGAUGCAUGUCUGUGGGCAAGAUUCAAGACUCUGAAGUUUUUCGAGUUACUUCCACUGAAUUUGUAUCGUUACGAAUUGAUUCAACAGAUGAGGAACGUAUUUCAGAAGUGCGCAAAGUUUUGAACUCGGGAAACUUUUAUUUUGCAUGGUCUGCAACUGGUGUCAGUUUAGAUCUUAGUCUCAAUGCUCACCGCAGCAUGCAGGAGCACACCACUGACAAUAGGUUUUUCUGGAACCAGUCGCUGCAUUUGCAUCUGAAGCACUAUGGUGUGAACUGUGAUGACUGGUUGUUACGUCUCAUGUGUGGAGGAGUGGAGAUAAGGACAAUUUAUGCAGCUCACAAGCAGGCAAAAGCUUGUCUCAUUUCACGACUAAGCUGUGAACGGGCUGGCACCAGAUUUAACGUCCGGGGAACAAACGAUGAUGGUCAUGUUGCUAAUUUUGUUGAAACAGAGCAGGUGAUAUUUUUAGAUGACUCUGUGUCAUCUUUCAUACAGAUUCGAGGGUCUGUUCCAUUAUUUUGGGAACAGCCAGGCCUGCAGGUGGGAUCCCAUCGUGUCAGAAUGUCAAGGGGUUUUGAGGCAAAUGCACCAGCUUUUGACAGGCAUUUCCAAACUCUUAAAAAUUUAUAUGGCAAACAAAUUAUUGUAAAUUUACUUGGGGCAAAAGAAGGGGAGCACAUGCUCAGCAAAGCUUUUCAGAGCCAUUUGAAAGCAUCUGAACAUUCAGCUGAUAUCAAAAUGGUGAACUUCGACUAUCAUCAAAUGGUUAAAGGUGGAAAGGCAGAAAAACUACACAGUGUACUUAAACCUCAAGUCCAGAAGUUCUUAGAGUGUGGAUUUUUUUAUUUUGAUGGAAAGGAAGUUAAAAGAUCUCAAAGUGGCACUGUCAGAACAAACUGCUUGGACUGUCUGGAUAGAACAAACAGCGUGCAGGCUUUCUUUGGCUUAGAG
Molecule: messenger RNA, 1200 nt
Organism: Cariama cristata (Red-legged seriema)
Lineage: Eukaryota; Metazoa; Chordata; Aves; Cariamiformes; Cariamidae
Product: synaptojanin-1-like
Exons: 9
Biological process (GO): phosphatidylinositol dephosphorylation
Cellular component (GO): endoplasmic reticulum
Molecular function (GO): phosphatidylinositol-4-phosphate phosphatase activity
Source: RefSeq, a predicted model, not a curated record